Molecule: messenger RNA, 243 nt
Organism: Haemonchus placei
Lineage: Eukaryota; Metazoa; Nematoda; Chromadorea; Rhabditida; Trichostrongylidae
Source: the annotation of a GenBank genome assembly
AUGCUCGGUCGGGCAACCAGAGCUGUCGAGAUGACCCGAGGAGGACGUGAAGGAAACAACGCUUUUUUAAAGUACGAAUCUGCUGCCGGUAGCAGUUUUGGCGGUGUAGAGGCGCUCAUUGAGAGCGGUAUCGGAUAUAAGGACAUCGUGAAGCUUUCAAAGGAGCCCAACAUCGAUUCUUUAUUUGUAAUGCCUCGCGGUUUAAAUUUCUUGGCUGAUUUCGAAGUGGAACAGUCGAAAUAG